This is a messenger RNA of Haliotis rufescens (red abalone), 2386 nucleotides long. RefSeq names its product multiple epidermal growth factor-like domains protein 10. The coding region runs from base 53 to 1564 and encodes 503 amino acids. The record is from RefSeq and is a predicted model, not a curated record. The transcript is spliced from 7 exons. NCBI's taxonomy places the organism in Eukaryota, Metazoa, Mollusca, Gastropoda, Lepetellida, Haliotidae.
GAUCCCUGGGCAGCUCUUAUCAGUGUCUUGUGAACUUCCACAGAGCCGCACCAUGUUGAUCUUCUUGUCCUUGUUUUGUGUCGUCACGACGGCCGUGCAAGCAGAAUGUGGUCCUGGUUUUACGGGGCCUUGGUGUGAAACCAAGUGCAGUGACGGGUGUGCCGAUGGAAAAUGUACACUACACAACCACGGUGGCAUAUUGUGCUCCCAAGGUUGUAAGCAGGGGUGGGCUGGGGAGUCUUGUCGCACGCCCUGCGCAGAGCAUUGUAAACGUUGCAACCGAACUCGGAGCAAGGACUGCGAGGAAUGCCAGCAUUCCUAUUAUGGUGAUACUUGCGAUCGUAAAUGUGAGACGUGCGGACCGAUGGGUUGCAACAAAGAUGGCAUGUGUAAAGAGCGACCGGUCAAUUGUGAUGGUGGAGUAAUCUGUAGUGGGACAUGCAUCAAGAAAUGCCGUUUCUGCAACACAGAUGGAACAUGCAGCAAAUGCCAGUCGAACUAUGCGGGCGGGACUUGUGAGACACCUUGUCCGAACUGCCGUGGAAUAUGCACACAAGCUGGCUGUCCCGAUGGUUGCCGAUGUGGGUAUUAUGGACCAUUCUGUCAGACGCCAUGUAGCAGCAAGUGCUCUGAAUCUUGUGACAAUAUUAGAAGGUCAUCCAAUGACAUAUGCGACAAGCAUAAUGGAACUUGUCUUAAAGGUUGCAAAGAUGGACAUUUUGGAGAACGAUGCCAGCACAGGUGUAAUACCAAUUGUAAAGCCUGCAAACAGAUAGGUGGACAGUGCAUCCAAGGCUGUCACGAUGGGUACUAUGGGGAGAGCUGCGAAAAUGCUUGCGUCAACUGUAAACACGACAGAUGUGCAAGGAAUGGAUUCUGCCGUGUAUGUAAAAAUGGUUACUACGGCCCUGCCUGCAACAGCAAAUGUGAAUCCAUAUGCACGUUUGCAUGCGAGAGGUACUCUGGAGUCUGCCUGGGCCCAGCUACAAAAGUCCAUGAGAGCGUCGCUGUUCAGAGCCCGAGCGGGAACACAGCAAUCAGUGAGAGCGUCGCUGUUCAGAGCCCGAGCGGGAACACAGCAAUCAGUGAUUCAGCAGAAAUUGAGGCAGCAGAAACGAAAUCGAAAGAGGAGGAGGGUCUACCAUCCUUCGUGACCUGGCUGUGCGUUGCCCUUGGUGUCCUUGCAGUCAUCUCCCUGGCCUCCGUCGGCUUCUGCCACUACAGAUCCAAGACCAGGCGUUAUCGAAGGAAGAAAGACACCGCUCUCCUGACACGUAGUAUAAGUCAAGGGACUGACCCCGCCUCGGAGGUGCCUUCUGCAGUAACACCCAAUAAUGACUAUGAUGAAAUACCGGAAAUAUCUGAUGCAAUCACUGGUAUGACCCAAGUUAAUAUCGAUGAAGGUCAAAGCGUUUUGAAAGUAGGAGUGGCCCACUUUGCUGAGGACACUGCGGUGUUAGGCGGGGUAUGCAUGGGAGUCAAUAUGGGAAAAUGGAAAGAUGUGAAAUAUCUGUCUGUUUCUGAUACUGUUAUCCCCGAGGUAUACCUUGACAUCAUAGGGUGAUUGAGUUGUAACUCUAUUGUAACAGUGGUUACGUGUGUACAUAUGAUUUCGGCUUGGCUUAAUAUUUGAUGUCAGUGUUCCGCUUCAAAAUUGUUUUGGUCUUAUUUGUUGUUUAACGCCGAACUCAGCAAUAUUCAAUUUAUAUGACAACGGUCUGUAAAAUGCGAGUCUAGAUCAGACAAAACCGAUGACUAACAUCAUGAGCAUCACGGAAUUAGGAUACGGUGACAAGCAAUCAGCUCAGACACCGAGCCUGACCACCUGGCUCAAAUAGUCGUAUAUUUAAGCACAGGUUGCUGGUACCCUAUGUUCCUAGCGGAGUCUCAAUGGACAUACCUUUAUAAGAACAAUGCUGGAUGUUCAAUCGAUACUGAAUGAUGAGAAAUGAAAGUACGAGUCCCCAGUUCUGUGAAUAGUUUACAUGCAAUAGGAAACUAAUGUAUGUAAGUGCACAUAGAUAUUUGUCUUAUGUCAAAUUGAGAGACAGUGUUGGCACGCUGUUACGAUAUGCAAUAAAAGUUUGUUGUACAGAUGCGAUAUGUAUUAUAAGAUGUCCAUAUGCCGUAGUCAAAAUGCAGGUCUGUAGAGGAGGUAUCCGUGUGAUACUGCCUGUGUGAAAACACAUAACACCGUAUUCUAAUGGUGUGCUUUCCUUGACGUUUUUACCUUAUGUGCAAUGUCAUUUUGUACAUUUUUGCUGUUUUAUUGAUUUAACUGAGAACCUAGCAUAUGCAUUUGAUAAUAUUUCAAUAACGAUGUGCUUAAUUUCAAUAACACGUGAAUAUGUACUUUCAUAUUAUCAUGCUUUUAAGAAAUAAAAUA